AUGCCAAGGGAGAUGGGGAAAAAAAUGAAAGAAAGCAAAGGAUCUAGAUCUGUUCAACCUCUAGUUCACUCGGUCGAAGAUGAAGACGUGAAGAUCGAAGAAGAAAAUGAGGGAGAGGAGAAGAAAAAAAAGCUGCCAAAGCUCAUAGGAGUAGGUGGAACAAAACACUCCAGGAUUGAGAGGAUGAAAAAGCUGAAACUGGAGAAACAUAAAUUGAAGAAGGAGCGCCAGAGGACGAGGAGGAAGGAGCGGGAAGAACUCGGCGAUGAAGCGCCCCCAAAGUUGGAGCCACGAACUCUGGAAAACACGCGGGAGGAGGAUGUCACCGUUCCUGAGCCAGAGGAUGAGGAGAUCCAGGUGGAAGAAGCUGGGGAUGAAAUGGCCACCUACUUCGGGAAGGAGAAGGAACCUCGGGUUGUCAUCACUACCUCGGAGCUACCUUCCUCUAAAACACGAGCCUUUGCCAGAGACCUGAUGACUGUAGUCCCCAACUGCAGAUUCUUCUUCAGGAAGCGUGCAUCUGUUAAAGGUACCAUCCACCGGGCCAUGACAAAUGGCUACACGGACGUCCUUGUCAUCAACGAAGACAGGAAAAUUCCGAAUGGCCUCCUCCUGGUCCACCUACCCGAUGGCCCCACAGCCCAUUUCCGCCUGAGCAACGUGAAGACGACUGCCGAUCUGAAGAGGAACCGAGGCACGUUCGGAGACCACCGACCCGAGGUGCUCUUGAACCGCUUCACCACCCGCUUGGGACAUCGGGUCGCACGCAUGCUGGCUUCCCUCUUCCACUACGACCCCGAGUUCAAGGGGCGACGUGUCGCCACCUUCCACAACCAGCGGGACUACAUCUUCUUCAGGCAUCACAGAUACGAGUUCAAAAACGGAAAGAAGACGGCAUUGUACGAACUCGGACCCCGCUUCACGUUGAAGCUGCGCUCUCUUCAGAAGGGCACCUUCAACACCCAAGGAGGAGAAUACGAAUGGAUACACAAGCGGGGCGAAAUGGACACUAGCAGGAGGAGAUUCUUCCUAUAAUUUGGUGGACUCCUAAUUUUUUUGAAUGAAAUGAUUCUCUUUUGAA
Messenger RNA from Darwinula stevensoni, 1081 nucleotides. NCBI's taxonomy places the organism in Eukaryota, Metazoa, Arthropoda, Ostracoda, Podocopida, Darwinulidae. The record is from the annotation of a GenBank genome assembly.